CCAGAGAAAUGAUUAAUUGGUCUUAAUUGGAAAAUUUCUCUUUAUCUACUUUUCUACCCGUAUUCACCCUUCAACAACAGGCCGACAUGGCGGGUAAGUGGAUCACAUUCGGGUACGAUUCGCAUACUGAUGGAACCCGAUCAUCGAAUAACACCGUAUAAAAAAAAAAGAAAGGGAAAGCACCUAAAAAUAUAAAAACUCAUUGUCAUUAUCUGCAUUCGCCGGCGGAGGGGAAAAAGAAGAGAUCGGAAAUGGCAUCGGAGCCCCCGCCUUUCCAGGAAGCACCACGCUGCGACGUAUGUAAAUGCAUCUUCAACACUUUCAGGCGCCGGCACCAUUGCCGAUGUUGUGGAAGGACAUUAUGUCAUGAACAUUCAUCUAAUCAAAUGGCUUUACCACAAUUUGGCAUACUCUCGUCUGUUAGAGUUUGUGCAGAUUGUUUCAAUAACUCUUCAGGAUCUACCAAAGCCAAUCCUCAACCUUCUUUAGAUGGAGUUGAUUAUGUUACAGACGAAGUCUCUCGACUAAGCAUUAAUGCAGUUAUGGGUUCAAAAACUGAAGCAACUGCAGAUCAUUGGCCUGUUGCAAGCACUCCAGAUUGCAAGUGUGGAAUGCCUUUGUGUAUUUGUGAAUCUCCAGCACCAACCACAGAUGCACUUCCACUUAAGAUGAAAGAUCCUCCAUCCUCAGUGGUUUCAUCAAAUCCAAAAUCAAAAAAGACUGACACUGUUCCCAAGAGUAGAGGCUCCACUUCAAACAGCAAAUCUAGUUUGGUUUUCAAUCCUGGUCUAGUGACCAAUGGUACCGCCGCAGAUAAAUCUCAGAUUGAUUAUGAUGUCAAUGGAGAGGGUUUAAGAGAAGCUAUAAAGAAUGGUGAUAUUGCUGCAGUCAAAAAGCUUCUAAGUGAGUGUGUUGAUGCAAAUUACCAUGACAAGCAAGGAUUGUCUUUGCUGCAUCUGGCAGCACUGUUCAACCGAACUGAUAUAGUAUUUGCGCUCAUGGACUUUGGAGCAAGCAUGGACUACAAGAAUGCACAGGGAGAAACACCACUGGAUUGUGCACCAGCCACUUUGCAAUACAAGAUGCAAAUGAAGAUGAAAGAAAGCGAUCAGCAUGAAAUCCACUAGACGAGAAGUUGAAGGAAGAUACAUAAUUUACUCUGUUAGCCGACAUGCAUGAGCUCAAGCCGUAAGCUUCAACAAUAAAUUAUUGAUAUAAUGCUUCAUGCUGUCAGUUUCAACAAGAAAUCAUAACUAUAAUGCUGCCCAAGUGUUUGUAUUAUAUCUGGUAGACAAAUCAUCAAACGGGCUGCACGACAUAGAGGCUCAAUCCAAAUGCUGUUUUUAAGUUUAUUUUUUAUCAACAAUCAGAAUGCUGUUGUGAGGCAACAAAGUUCCUAUUAAAACAUUAAACUCCAUAGUUCUGUUACUAUUCUGGUAACAUGUAACGUGUGACAGAAUGUGUUGGGCCACUUUGGUUGGUUGAUGAACUAGGGGGGCACAAUUUUUUCCUUUUUUUUUUUAAUCCAUUAAAAUUUAGCCCUUUUUCUUUUCAUUGAUUCUACUUUGGCAUACAACGU
Messenger RNA from Durio zibethinus, 1579 nucleotides. RefSeq lists its product as uncharacterized. NCBI's taxonomy places the organism in Eukaryota, Viridiplantae, Streptophyta, Magnoliopsida, Malvales, Malvaceae. Gene Ontology annotation, cellular component: ESCRT-0 complex. The record is from RefSeq and is a predicted model, not a curated record. Gene Ontology annotation, molecular function: metal ion binding; ubiquitin binding; phosphatidylinositol-3-phosphate binding. Gene Ontology annotation, biological process: protein targeting to vacuole; protein transport to vacuole involved in ubiquitin-dependent protein catabolic process via the multivesicular body sorting pathway.